Messenger RNA from Symbiodinium sp. CCMP2592, 3396 nucleotides. Lineage: Eukaryota; Dinophyceae; Suessiales; Symbiodiniaceae. The record is from the annotation of a GenBank genome assembly.
AUGGACCGUGUACGGGUCGCAGAAGCUCGUCACACUGAAGUUCGAACCAGAUCGGUCGCCCUGCAGCAAGAAGUGCGAGAGCGUGCAAGCGCACGACAGGCAACGUCAUCGCAGAUGCAGAACGCACUGCGAACGCAGCUGGCAGAGGCUGAAGCAGCGCAGCAGCGCCUUAAAGAAGCAAGGGCCGGCACGGACUUCGUGGCAACGGAAGUGACGCGAGCCAAAGAGGCCGCUCUAGCGACCAACAUGGACUGUGAGCGGCUUAGCUCGCAGUGCCGGGAGGAACAGAAGACCUUGCAGGAGACGGCGGACCAAAUCCAGGAAGAGGAAGCAUGGUACACCAGGUGCGAGCGUGAGCGGCAGCGGCUUCGGGCUGAAGUGGAGGCCGUGAUGCAGCGAAUAUCCUCACAAGAAGAGGACUUGGCCGCAGGUUACGAGCGUGACCGCGUCCGUCGAAGUGGCUUGCGUGAGCUCGAGACGAAGUUGGCAGAUGCAGGCCGCCAGCGGCAGGUGGUGGAGAAGCGAGUGCAGACCAUGGAGGAGGAGGUGGUCAGCGCCCAGAAGCAGGUCGGUUUGUACCAGGACCGCCUGGAAAGCCUCCAGCAGAAGCUGCUCUCUGCGGAGGAGGAGCUGCAGCAGGAGAAGCUUGGCUUGGAAACCCGCAGCCGAGAGAGGCUUCUGUUGGAGCAGCAGGAGGCCGCGGCGAGGGAGGGCCUCGAGAAGCUUCGAUCUCUGAAGGUGCAGCUGGAGGAGGCCCUGAAAGAGAACGUGGAGGCUCACAGCCAGCUGAAGGCCGCGACGUUGGCACAGCAAGCGUCCGAGGAGCUCUGUGCGACUCUCGAUGCGAGGCACAAGGAGGCGCUGACACGCCUCUCCAGCGCCGCCGAGGGCACUGCUGCAGCCACGGCAGACCUGGAACGUUGGCAGCAGCGCCUGCAGGGUCUCGGUGAUUCUGUCCGCCAGCAGAGGUGCGUUCUGCAGGAACUCGAGGAGAGCAGCAAGGGUGCGAAUACCGUGAGCCUCUCUCUCCAGGAGGAGCUGCAGCGCGUCUUCAUCGUUACCGAGAAGCUCCGUCAAGAGCGGGAGGAGGUUACCACUGUGACGGCCGACAUCCAGUCCAAGCUUCGCAACGCUGAGUCCUCUUUGGACGCCGCGAGGCGGCGGACGAGAGAGCUGGAGGCCCAUGUGGAGGAUGCACAAAGCGAGACGCUGCGAGCCCGCCAGCAGAAGGAAAGCUUGUUGCUGGAGGUGCAGCAGAGCCGCGAGAAGAUGCGUGGGCUCCGCAAAAGACACACGAUGUUGGUUGAGAAGGUGCAGAAUGCCGAGAAGAGGCUACUGCGCGCCCCUGCCGUCGCACCAGGAGCUGCGAUAGAGAGGUCCCGACGUCAUCGCAAAGACCCGGCGGUCGAGGUGACUCAGGCGUCCCAAAAUGUCGAUCUUGAGCAGCUUAAGAAGCAGCACAAGAAGGCCUGUGAACGCGUCAAGAAGCUCGCAACCAAGAUGGGUGGGGCUGAUGACAAGAAGUCAGCAGACUUUGAUUCUGACAUCCUUCUGCUGACUUGUUUUCGGUGCCUGCAUCGCUACUACGAUCCGUCGCCGAAGACACAUCUCGGAAAGCGCGAAGAGUGGCCUGUUGUCGCAUUGGGAGCUGUUUGGCUGAGUGGCAAGAUCACCAACCUGCCGAAGCGUGCGAAGAUCAUGACAAAGCUGCAUGAUGGCGUCGCAAACGAACGCAAUCCCGAUGCUCUCAUCCAAGACUCAACCGAAAAGGAUCACGACCAGCUUGUCGCCCGCAUGCUCGGGGUGGAGUCGCAGAUGCUCUAUCUCCUCGGCUUCAACUUCGCCUGUGAGCAAUGGUCUCCAAAGCCAAAGCUGCAGAAGAAAGUGCACCGACUGGUUGAGUACCUGUUCUCCCUGCCUGCGUGGCAGAAUGCUACUAGAACGCCCCCGCAAAGAUCACAAGACAGCGGAAGGAAGCUCAUUCUGGCCAACGCACUUCGCUUCUACAUGCAGCUGGCAGAGACGAAAGACAUUGGGGACGUCAAUACCCAUCUCCUUGAUGCAGUUAUGGUCAUGGCGUACAAAUUCUACAUCAAAGGCGCCGAGUUCGCAGAGAACAGUGACGUGUUCGACCUUGUGGUGCGCAGCCAAUCGGACGGCGACCCCGCGAGCUUGGCCUCGGAAGGCUCUCCGAGGGACUCUGAGGCCACGCCCAGGUCGGACGCGAAAGAGACCGAAGAGGAUCAGAAGGAGAAUGAGGCCAAGGAGGCCAAGGAGGCUCAGAAGGACGGCGAAGCCGUCAAAAGCGAGAAGGUGAAGCUCCGACUGACAAAGGGAGAGACCGAUGCCAAGGACCCGAAGGAUGCCAAGCGGGACAGACCCGAAGAUGCGGCGAAUGGCCGGGAAGCGAAAUGCAGGAGAACGGAUAGAAACAAGGCGCUCAUCAAAGAGAAGAUGGAGAUGGUGGCGGCCCCUGCCCCUGCCCCAUCACGAGCUCCAGAAGAGCAGAAGGAGGUUGCUGCAACCCCGGUCGCCACGGCAGAGGCAGAGAGCCUCGCCUACCUGAGGCAAUGGGUGGAGUUGGAAGAGGCCCGCUUGGGUGUGGCCCGGACACCUCCGAAGCCGAGCCCUGCCCCGCUCAGUGCGUCCGGGCAGACCGGCAUGAGGCCCGCCGCAAGCGCUACAUCUUCCUCCGCUGCGCUGGCAGCACUUAGUGCCGGCGCCGACACACGAGAGGUAUUGGCACUCUUCGACAAUCCACCAGUGCCUUCGACGGAGUGCAACGGAACUAGCAGGUGUGGUUUGCUGACAUUCCAGCGCGGUUCUGCGAUCAGCAUGCAGAAUGGAAAGCAAGAGUCGUUUUUUUCAAACAAGAUGGAAAAUUUCCUUUCCGAUGCGCGGAAAGAAGAGCAGGAGCGGCGGCGGGUAGCCAUGGAAGAGGCCGUGCGUCAGGCGAAGCUUGGGACAGCAGCACGAAAUGCAAGUCCAGAGGCGCCGCCUGUGCGAUCGCCUGUUCGAUCCGUGACCGGUGGCAACUCGCUGCCCGGCCAUCCAGCCGUGAACAAGGCCGAGAACAUCUUGGCAUCUCACACGCACACAUUGCAGAUUCACAUCCCAAAGGUUUCUGCGAUGCCGGUUGCGACAGAGGCUGCGAUCUCCAAGCAUCCUGGACAGAUGCAGCGCGUCGCAAUGGUGCCCGCUUCGCAGGUGCUGGUCGAGCCAGCUAGGCUGACCACCACCGGCUUGACUUCGGAGUUGAGACCGCAUGACUUGUUGAAAGUGCUGAAUCCAAAGCCGGAGCCCUUCCACAUUGAGAUUGAGGCACAGGAACAGUCUUUACUUCUGGCUCGACGCAGCUGCUGUUUCUGGGACUGCCAAGGCGAAGGCCUCCAGUGA